Dovyalis caffra is the source of this 1956-nucleotide messenger RNA. The record is from the annotation of a GenBank genome assembly. NCBI's taxonomy places the organism in Eukaryota, Viridiplantae, Streptophyta, Magnoliopsida, Malpighiales, Salicaceae.
AUGGAAGGAUUACUAAACACCUUCCCUCAACAUAGUUGCUUAAACCCCUUCAUGUUCGGUCAAAAAAUAAGUUAUAAUCUUCCAUUGAUGAAACUAAGAACUGGGUUUAUUUAUGGAAGACUUGAAGUGGGUUUUUUUAGAGGGUUAAAGUGUGUAAAUUUAAGCAGAGAUGGUUUUGAUAGCAGUAAAGGGGUUGUUGAUAGUGACAAUGAUAAGGAAGUCGAGGAUUGGGAAUUGGAGUUUCUUGGGAAGCUUGAUCCAUUGGGUAAUCAAGCACCUAUGAAGAAGAAAAGGCAACAAAAUUCAAGAUUGCUCAAAGAAACUGAUGGGAUGGAUUGGUGUUUGAGGGCGAGGAAGGUUGCCCUGAAGUCGAUUGAGGAGAGGGGGUUGAGUCACAGGAUGGAAGAUUUGAUUAAUGUAAAGAAGAAAAAGAAGAAAAGGAAUAAGAAAAAGUUGGUUGGUAAGGUUAAGAAAGUUGAGGAUUUUGAAGAAGAUGGUUUGGACUUUGAUUUGGAGAAAGAUGUUGAAUUAGAAGAUGAUGCUAGUGACCUUAGUAGGAUGGAGAAGACCAUGGAAGAGUUUGUUCAGAGGCUAUCCCAAUUCUCCGGACCUUCUGAUCGUAAGAAAGAGAUUAACUUGAAUAGGGCAAUUGUGGAAGCACAGACUGCAGAGGAAGUUUUGGACAUCACUGCUGAGAUGAUUAUGGCUGUUGGGAAGGGGUUGAGUCCUUCACCGCUAUCCCCCGUGAAUAUUGCUACUGCACUUCAUCGAAUUGCUAAGAACAUGGAGAAGGUUUCAAUGAUGAAUACACGUAGGUUGGCAUUUGCACGACAGAAGGAGAUGUCGAUGCUGGUGGGUAUGGGUAUGACAGCAUUGCCUGAAUGCUCAGCACAAGGUAUCUCGAAUAUUUCAUGGGCGUUGUCCAAGAUAGGAGGGGAGCUGCUUUACUUGUCAGAAAUGGAUAGAGUUGCGGAGGUGGCCUUGACCAAGGUUGAGGAGUUCAAUUCUCAGAAUGUUGCUAAUAUCGCUGGUGCUUUUGCUUCAAUGCAGCACUCUGCUCCUGAUCUAUUUUCGGCAUUGUCAAAAAGGGGUUCGGAGAUAAUUCAUACUUUCCAAGAGCAGGAGCUUGCUCAGGUUUUGUGGGCUUUUGCUUCUCUAUACGAGCCAGCUGACUCUUUGCUUGAGUCCUUGGAUGCUGUUUUCAAAGAUGCAAACCAAUUUGAGUGCUCCUUAAAGGCUGAAACAUCAUACUUUGAUGAGGAGAAUAGCAAUGAAGCCAGUGGAGAUCUUGAUGCAGAAGGACCUUUAGGCCCUCCAGUGCUCAGAUUUAGUAGGGAUCAGCUGGGGAAUAUAGCUUGGUCAUAUGCUGUUCUUGGACAAUUGGACCGAAUUUUCUUUUCAAAUGUGUGGAGAACUCUGAGCCAUUUUGAGGAGGAAAGGCUUUCGGAGCAAUAUAGAGAGGAUAUCAUGUUUGCUUCUCAGGCUCAUCUUGUGAAUCAAUGCUUGAAGCUUGAGUACCUCCAUCUUGAGUUGUCUCUUGGAGGCAAUCUUGAGGAGAAAAUUGCUCGUGCUGGAAAAACUAAGAGGUUUAAUCAGAAAACAACUUCAUCAUUUCAGAAGGAAGUUGCUCGUCUCCUGGUCAGUACUGGCCUUGAUUGGGUGAGAGAAUAUGUUGUGAAUGGGUACACUGUGGAUGCUGUUGUGGUUGAUAAGAAGAUUGCUUUGGAGAUCGAUGGACCAACUCAUUUCUCCAGGAAUACUGGAGUGCCUUUAGGACAUACUAUGCUGAAACGGCGGCACAUCGCUGCUGCUGGUUGGAACGUGGUAUCACUGUCUCAUCAAGAGUGGGAGGAAAUAGAAGGCAGUUAUGAGCAGCUAGAGUACCUGAGAGAAAUCCUCAACCUCAAGGAGCAUCUAGGGGAAGAGAGUAGCAGCAAAGAUGCAGCAUCAUCAUAG